Messenger RNA from Sardina pilchardus (European sardine), 2393 nucleotides. RefSeq names its product FKBP prolyl isomerase 10a (gene fkbp10a). Gene Ontology annotation, molecular function: peptidyl-prolyl cis-trans isomerase activity; calcium ion binding. Bases 129 to 1823 code for a protein of 564 amino acids. Gene Ontology annotation, cellular component: endoplasmic reticulum. Lineage: Eukaryota; Metazoa; Chordata; Actinopteri; Clupeiformes; Clupeidae. The record is from RefSeq and is a predicted model, not a curated record. The transcript has 10 exons.
AGGCCCUUCAUUUCCACCGCCCCUGCAACUGAAGAGAAAAUAAAAGUGGAGCCUCCUGCAGAAUAGUCAGUUGAGACCUUAAACUUCGUAGAAAAUAGCUGUGUACACCACAGAAGACGGCAUUUGAAAUGGGGCUUAAGUUCAUGUUGGUUAUCGCUGUCAUCUCAGUUAUCUAUGUGAAGUGUGAUUCUAGCCCUUUGGAUGACUUGGUUAUUGAUCGCUACUCCAUACCCGCACAUUGUCCAAGAGAAGUGCAAACUGGGGAUUAUGUCCGAUAUCAUUUCAACGGAACUCUUCUUGAUGGGAAAAAGUUUGAGUCGAGUCAUGAUAAAGGUAAACCAUUCGUGGGCCAGGUCGGUCUGGGCAGCGUGGUGAUCACCGGGCUGGAUCGGGGUGUGCUGGGAAUGUGUGUGAAUGAACGCAGGAAGCUCACCAUCCCCCCUCACCUGGCUUAUGGAGUUCUUGGCGCAGGCACAGUGAUUCCUCCAGACACCACCCUGGUGUUUGACGUUGUCUUGCUGGAUUUGUGGAACACGGACGACAAGGUCGAGACCAUCACCCUCAGCAAGCCUCAAGACUGCAAGCGCAAAGUGGUUCCCUCAGACUUCGUUCGGUACCACUACAAUGGGUCUCUGCUGAAUGGAACCUUGUUCGACUCCAGCCAUGCUAGAGGGCAGACGUACGACGUGUAUGUUGGCCAGGGUUACCUGAUCCGAGGCAUGGACAUGGGCCUCCUGGGCAUGUGUGUGGGAGAGAGACGCUCCAUCAUCAUCCCCCCAUUCCUGGCCUACGAGGACAAGGGCUAUGGUAAUCAGAUCCCCCCAUACGCCUCUCUGAUGUUUGAUGUGGUGUUGGUUGACCACUUCCAUGCCAACGACACUGUAGUGUCCGAGAGUCUGUAUGUGCCCAAGCUGUGCCCGAGGAAGUCGGUGUCCGGAGAUUACAUGCGCUACCACUACAAUGGCACCCUCCAGGACGGGACCCUCUUUGACAGCAGUUACCAGCGCAACAACACGUACAACACGUACAUCGGCAUGGGCUAUGUGAUCCUGGGCAUGGACAAGGCCCUGCAGGGAGUGUGUGUCGGGGAGAAGAAGAAGGUCACCAUCCCACCUCACAUGGCCUACGGCGAGAAGGGUCUGGAGGGCAUGAUCCCCGGGUCGGCGGUGCUCAUCUUUAACGUUCACGUGAUCGACUUCCACAAUCCCAACGACACUGUGAAUAUCAAGGUGACCCAUAAACCAAAGGUGUGUAAUCAGACCACCGAAGUCAACGACCUCAUCCAGUACCGCUACAACUGCUCUCUGAUGGACGACACGCUGCUCUACACCUCAGAUAGCCAUAAUCUGGCCCCACGGACCCAGCUGGGCGCCGGCAAGAUCAUCCAGGGCCUGGACGACGGGCUGCAGGGCAUGUGCGUGGGGGAGAAGAGGCUGGUCAUCGUGCCCCCUCACCUUGGUCACGGGGAGAGUGGAGCGGCCGAGGUGCCCAGCAGUGCGGUGCUGCUGUUUGAGCUGGAGCUGCUGGAGCUGCAGAAGGGCAUUCCUGACGGCUACCUGUUUGUGUGGCUAGGGGACAGCCCCGACCCACUGUUCCCCGCCAUGGACCUCAAUAAGGACCUGGAGGUCCCCCUGGAAGAGUUCACGGAGUUCAUCCAGUCCCAGAUUACCGAGGGCAAAGGCCGCAUGCGGCCAGGCAUCGACGGUGAGGUGGUCAUUAAAGACAUGUUCGUCAAUCAGGACCGUAACAAAGAUGGUAAGAUUACCGCAGAAGAGUUGAAACUUAAAUCAGACGAGGACCCUCCCAAGCAUGAAGAACUGUAAAGGAGGACCAAUGCAAGUUAAACCACAGAGAAAGAUCAGUGGAGGAGAGGAGCUAAAGACUGGGAACCCAUACCAGCAAUAUUUCACCCAAUUCUUGUCUAUCAAGUCAUUAAACAAAACAACCAGCAACCACUCUUUCAGAACCAGAAUCCCUUGGUGCACUGCAAAUAUCCACACGAGGCAUGGUGUGCCUCCAGUUUUAAAAACGGGUGGCUGAGUAUUUUAGACAGGGUAUGUGCAAUACAAGUUGUUUUUUUUUAAGUUCCUUGGAUUGUGUGACAUGUCAAAGAAUAAACAAGCUGUGUUUGUACGUAAAUAAAGACUAAAUAUGCAAUGUGGGAAUGGUGUUAUGACAAAAGUCAUAAGUACAAGAUUAGUUUUUUUUAUGGCCAGGCCAGCCCUUUCAAAGUUUGGAUAGAGAGGUCAUUGAACUGUAUGAAAACAGUGUAUUAUCCUGUCCAAAACAGCACAAUUGUAUGUGCAAUUUUUUGUAGGUUUUUUUAGUUCAUUAAAAUUGUUACCCAUGGGCACUUCUUUGUUUUUUAAUAAAGUUGGAUUGGUAAAUAAGUG